AUGGAAAAUAUCUCCUUGGCCAACCCUCAAUUAAUACUCAAGGGAAUUAUUGAGAUCGGUAACUUGAGGUACCUGUACUCAUUUGUCCUCAUUGUGAUGUACGUGGUGGUCACGGCCUUAUGUUCCAUCAUUGUGUGGGUUACGUAUACAGAAGAAGCUCUUCAUGAACCUAUGUUCAUCUUCCUCGCCAAUCUUUUGUUCAAUGAGAUAUAUGGGGGAACGGUCUUUGGACCAAAACUAAUCACAGAUGUCCUCAGCGUACGCUACACUAUUUCAUUUGUUGACUGCCUGGUCCAAGGCUUCUUCAUGCAGGGUUUUCCUUGUGUUGAGAUGUUCACCUUCACCGUCAUGGCCUAUGACCGAUACUUGGCCAUUGGACAUCCUUUGAGAUACACAAUACUGAUGACCAAUAAGAGAGCCCUUAUGAUCAUCUUCGCAAUAUGGGUUUACGUCUUGGUGGGAAUAGGAACAUGUGUCAUCUUGACCUCAAGGCAGACUUUGUGUGGGGUGGAAAUCAACAAUGUGUUUUGUGAAACCAUCUCCCUCAACCACCUGUCUUGUGGUGGCACUUAUAGUGCAGACUUUGGAUUUACAUGGGACUUCAUCAUGCUGGUGGGCUGUGGGUUGGUGGUCCUAUAUUGUUAUAUAAGGACUUUCAUUGUCUGCUUUAGUAUCUCUCAAGAUGCCAGCAGGAAGGCUCUUCACACCCUGGUGACCCACAUGAUCGCCUUCUCCACUUUCUUGGCUUCAUUCAUAUUCAUUAUAUCCCGGUACAGAUUAACAGAGGACGCUCAGACUGUGUUGUCACAUUUUGUGUCAUCUAUGCCCGGGUCGGUGUCCUACAUCCUAAACCCCCUGAUAUAUGGCAUAAGGAUAGAGGCGCUAAGAAAUAAGAUCCUGCAAAAAUUGUGCAUAAAUAAAAGAGAAAUCACAGAUAGAGAAAAAAAGCUACAAAAAAUUCAGCUUAGUAUACAAAAUAAUUAA
Messenger RNA from Hyla sarda, 984 nucleotides. Its product is annotated as olfactory receptor 4E1-like. Gene Ontology annotation, molecular function: olfactory receptor activity. NCBI's taxonomy places the organism in Eukaryota, Metazoa, Chordata, Amphibia, Anura, Hylidae. Gene Ontology annotation, cellular component: membrane. The record is from RefSeq and is a predicted model, not a curated record. The coding region runs from base 1 to 984 and encodes 327 amino acids. Gene Ontology annotation, biological process: G protein-coupled receptor signaling pathway. The transcript has a single exon.